Messenger RNA from Perca fluviatilis (European perch), 5550 nucleotides. Its product is annotated as sodium channel protein type 4 subunit alpha B-like. Lineage: Eukaryota; Metazoa; Chordata; Actinopteri; Perciformes; Percidae. Gene Ontology annotation, molecular function: voltage-gated sodium channel activity. Gene Ontology annotation, biological process: sodium ion transmembrane transport; neuronal action potential; membrane depolarization during action potential. The record is from RefSeq and is a predicted model, not a curated record. Gene Ontology annotation, cellular component: axon; voltage-gated sodium channel complex; plasma membrane.
AGAAUGAAAGAGGGACAGAGACAGAGCGCAGAAAUAAGAGCUGCAGUUGGAACAACAUUACAGAUGGGAGGAGCCAACCAGGCUGAAGAUAUAAACCAAGCCUUUAGAAUAUUCAAAAUGAAAUACCAUGAAGAGAGACAAGGAGAGGCAGACGACGAAAGACUUAACCAGAAAGACAGACUGACUGGUUAGAGAGACAGACUGGUCAGAGACAGACAGACAGACAGACAGACAGACAGACAGACAGCGAGGGCAGGUGAGACAGGUGGAUGGCGAGGACAGACAGCUCCAGAGAAAUGUCCUUGUUUGAGAUGUGGAACCACAGGAAGGAGAGAGGAGAGCUGUUGCAGAGAGCCAAUCAGCUGAGACUUGGUCCUUCACAGCUGACGCAGUUGCUAGGUGACAGUGGAGUCCGGGCGGCGCUGCAGAACACCAGGACGGCAUCUCUGCUGCCACCGGUUGGUACAGAGGUCUUCAGACGCCUGACGCCGGCUUCACUGGCACAGAUACAACAAGGCCUAGAUGCCAGAGAGGACGAGAAAAACAAAGAGGUAGCGAAGGAUGACCCACCCAAACCUGCCAGGGACCUAGAGGCCGGGAAGCCCCUCCCAUUCAUCUACAGAGACCCGCCCCCUGAGCUACUGAACACCGCUUUGCAGGAGCUAGAUCCCUUCUACCAAUCACAGAAGACGUUCAUCGUGAUUGGAAGAGGAAACAUCAUCCACAGGUUUAACGCUGAGUCAUCCUGUUUUCUGCUGAGUCCGUUUAGCCCGCUGAGGACCUUCGCCAUUAAGAUCCUCAUCCACUCUGUUUUCCGUUUUUUCAUCAUGGCGACGAUUCUGACCAACUGUGUGUUCAUGACGAUGAUUAAUCCUCCAGCGUGGAUCAAGACUCUGGACCACGUGUUCACCGCUGUCUACACGUUUGAAGCCGUCAUCAAGGUGGCGUCCCGAGGCUUCUGUUUGGGGAAGUUCAGCUUCUUCCGAGAUCCCUGGAACUGGCUGGAUGUCCUGGUCAUCCUCUCGGCGUGUGUGGAAGAGUUUGUUUAUUUAGGGAUAUCUCCAAUUUUUCGAAUCCUGAAGAUCAUCCCACUCAUUCCAGGUCUGAAGAAGACUGUCGGAGAUCUCGCCCAAUCAGUGAAGAGACUCGCUGGCGUCAUUGGCCUGAUGGUGUUCUGCCUCAUCUUCUUCGCUCUGAUUGGUCAGCAGCUCUUCAUGGGAGCUCUGAUGAACAAAUGUGUCAUGUGGACGCUGGCCUCCAACUCAGGAAACACCGACAUCGAUUUCAACGAUUUCAAGAUCAACCACUUAAACCAUUACUACCUGCCUGGUGUAUUAGAUGCUCUGCGGUGUGGAAACAGCUCUGAUGCAGGGCACUGUCCAGAAGGUUUCACCUGUCUGAGGGCUGGGAGUAACCCAAACUAUGGCUACACCAGCUUCGACUCGUUUGGUUGGUCUCUGCUGUCUAUGAUCCGCCUGAUGAGCAAAGACUUCUGGGAAAACCUGGUGCACCUGCUGUUACGAGCAGCAGGUAAAUUUGCCGUGAUCUUAUUCGUGGUCUUGGUCUUCCCCGGCUGCUUCUGCGUCCUUAGCCUGGCUGUGGCGGUGGUUGCCAUGGCGUGCAGUGAAGCCGGCGUCUCCGAGGCCACAGACAGAGAAGAAGAGUUCAGUCGGAUCGUUGCUGUGCUGAAGAGGAGAGAGGAAGAAGAAGAUGGGAGGGAAGCCUCCAGGGCGGCACUCACAGAGGAUCAGGAAAAUAACAUGGAAGGUGUGGAUGAGAAACAGAGGACAUGUCCUCCAUGUUGGUUUGUCUUGGCCAACUUCCUGUUGAAGUGGAACUGUUGUGGCUGUUGGCGGUGGCUCAAACAGCGGCUCUACGCCUUCGUCACCAACCCAUUCUUUGACCUCGGCAUCGUCGUCUGCAUCGUCCUCAACACUGUCUUCAUGUCUCUGGAUCAUUAUCCAAUGACAGAGAAGUUUUGGCAGAUUCUGGGUGAAGCAAAUCUGGUCUUCUCAGCAAUCUUUGCAGCUGAGAUGGUCUUAAAGCUGGUGGCCAUGGACCCGUAUGGAUACUUCCAGCUGCGAGUGUUGCGGCUGGCCCGCUGGUGGCCGUCCCUCCACAUGUUGAUGAAGGUCGUCUGGAGGUCGCUGAGCGCUCUGAGAUACCUGACGCUCCUCCUCUUCAUCACGAUCUUCCUCUUCUCCGUGGUCGGCAUGGAGAUGUUCCAUGACAGGUACAGUCACAACUUCUGCAAAAUCUCGUUGGACUGCCAGCUCCCCCGCAGGCACAUGGCAGACUUCUUCCAUGCCGUCCUGGUGGUCAUCCAGGCCAUGGGUGGGAUGUGGGUGGAGGCCAUGUGGGACUGCAUGGAGGUCUCUGGGAAGACCACCUGUCUCCUGUUCUUCAUGAUGCUUCUGCCCAUCGCUAACCUGCUGGUGCUGUAUCUGUUCCUGACUUUGUUGCUGAGCUCGUUCGAUCAUCCAGCAUCUCCGGAAGAAAAAGAGAAGAACAACCUGCACGUCGCCCUGAAUCGGAUACGCAGCGCUGUUCGGACUCUCCUGGGAAAGAAGACCCACAUCAACCCAGAACACAUGGGUAAGACCCCCAUCAACCCAGAACACACAGCGGUCGACAGUAAGGAUCACCUGGCUUUGACUGUUGUGACCUCAGACCAGACGGGGUCAGAGGUCAACAUCCUCGCCAUCGCCAACACUGCAAAGAUGCCUGAGAAAGGACAAGAGAAAAAGAAACAUCCUGAAGAUGAUGAUCGAGGAAACAGACCUGAGGACUGCUGCAGUGACAAGUGUCUCUGCUGCUGUCCCUUCCUGGACGUAGACACGUCCCGGGGCUCAGGGAGGGUCUGGUCUAACUUCAGGAGAGCCUGUUUCUGCAUCGUACGACACAAAUGCUUCGACAACUUCAUCAUCCUCAUCAUCCUGCUGAGCAGCGCCACUCUGGUGUUUGAGGACAUCCACCUCCACCACCGUCCGGUCCUGCAGACAGUGGUGCAGCGAGUGGAGCAGGUGACCACCAUCUUGUUCCUGAUGGAGAUGCUUCUGAAGUGGAUCGCCUUCGGACUGAAGAAAUACUUCAGCGACGGCUGGUGCUGGCUCGACUUCCUCGUCUUACAGGUUUCUCUGGUGUCUCAGGCAGCCGCCAUGAUUGGAUAUGCUGACCUGGAACUUGUAUCCCUGAGAGCUCUGGGACCAUGGAGGGCCCUGUCUCGUUUCCAGGGCCUGAAGGUGGUGGUUCAGACUCUGGUCCGGUCUGUCUCGUCUGUCUUCAGCGUGCUGCCGGUCGUCCUGGUCGUCUGGUUGAUCUUCUGCGUUUGCGGAGUGGAUUUUUUUGCUGGAAGGUUUUCUUUCUGUUUCAACGAGACGUCAGAGGAAAUAUUCACACACAACAUGGUGAACAACAAGUCUGAGUGUUUCGAUCUGGUGAUGCAGAACUACAGCGAGGUCCGCUGGCAGAACCAGAAACUCAACUACGACAACGUGGGGAGCGGUUUCCUGUCACUGCUGCACCUGGCGGCUUCAGCAUUCAGUCAAGACAUCGUAUACUCAGCCGUGGACGCCAGCAUGAUGGAGUCUCAGCCCGUCUAUGAGUACAACCCGUACAUGCAUCUGUACUUCAUCUGUUUCUUCAUCUUCGGCUGCUUCUUCACCUUCAUCCUCUUCAUCGGAGUCAUCAUCGACAGGCUGCAGAGAGACAAGUCUGCAGGGAUACCCAUCUUCAUGACAGCGGAGCAGCAGAAAGACGUGAAGAGACUUGUGAUGAAACCUCAGAAACCUGUUCCCCGACCUCAGAACCAGUUCCAGGCUCGGUUAUUUGACCUGGUGACUUCGCGGUGGUUCGGUGUCUCCAUGGCGACGGUGAUCUGCCUGAACAUGGUGGUUCUGAUGAUGGAGACGAAUGACCAGAGCAUGGAGAUGGAGAUCAUCCUGUAUUGGUUCCACUUCCUCUUCAUCAUCCUCUUCUUGGUUGAGUUUAUUCUGAAGAUCGUGGGGCUCAGACGCCACUACUUCACCGACGGCUGGAACAUUCUGGACUUCGUGGUGCUCAUCAUGUCCAUCAUGGGUAUUUUCUUAAGCGACAACAUGGGGAGAUACUUCUUGCCGGUCACUCUGUUCCUUGUGCUCCGAAUGCUUCGUGUCCUCCGAGUCCUCUCUAUCUUCCGCUACGCUCGGGGAACCAGGAAGCUGCUUCUGUCCCUCGUGAUGUCACUUCCUGCCCUGUUCAACAUCGGCGUCGUCCUCGUCAUCAUCACCUUCUCGUCCUCCGUGUUUGGCAUGUCAACUUUUGGCUUUGUGAAGCGGGAGGCCAUGAUAGACGACAUCUUUAACUUUGAGACGUUUGUGAGCAGCGUGCUCUGCGUGUUUACAAUCAGCACGUCGGCGUCCUGGGGGGAUCUGCUGAGGCCCCUCCUGAACACGCCGCCAGACUGCGACCCCUUCAUGGAGCACCCGGGGUUCCCAGUGAUCGGUAACUGCAGCAGUCCGGCGCUCGCCAUCGCCUUCUUCGUCAGCCACCUGUUCCUGUGCUUCCUGCUGCUGGUCCACCUGUACAUCGCCGUCGUCAUGGAGACGUUCGGCUCAGACGACGACGAGCAGCUGAGUGAGGACGACCUGCAGAUGUUUCAUAACACCUGGAGGGAGUUUGACCCCGAAGCCUCGCAGGUCAUACAGUACAGUCAGCUGUCAGAUUUCUGCGAUGCUCUGCAGGAUCCUCUGAGGAUUCCUAAACCAAACUCCGUCAGACUGAUCCACAUGGAUCUGCCUCUACUUCCCGGAGACAGAAUCCGCUGCGUCGACGUUCUGCUGGCUCUCGCCUCACAGGUGGUCGGUGACUCAGAAAAGAUGAACGCUCUCAAAGCCAAAAUGGAGGAAAGAUUCAACCCGUCUAAGGUGUCAUGUGAACCAAUCAGCAGCACCCUGCAGAGGAAACAGGAAGUCGUGGCAGCCACAGUGAUCCAGAAGGCCUACAGGAAGCACGUCCUGCAGGACAGAGAUGCCCAGGAGACGACGGGCGAGUCUGUGGACGCUGGUGGUCACUGAGUUUCUCCUCCACGCUGCUCCUCCCACUUCCUGUCCGAUGAGAACCUGAUGGAGUCAAUCAUAUGUGUGCACCAAUCAGAUCAGAGAUGAAACAACAAGUUAAAGUUGGAUUCUGUGUUCUGGUUCUGGCUGUGGAAACAUUCUUAAAAAGAGAAAAAGAAACAGGAAAUAUUGGCUCCAGAGACCCUACUUCAGGAUGUCAGUAUUAUUAUUAAAAAGAUCAUCCUGAGCCCUUCAUAGUUUACUUCAGGAUGUCAUUAUUAUUAUUAAAAAGAUUAUCCUGAGCCCUUCAGAGUUUACUUCAGGAUGUCAGUAUUAUUAUUAAAAAGAUUAUCCUGAGCCCUUCAGAGUUUACUUCAGGAUGCGGCUCACUUUGAUAGAGAUCCUGGAGACACAGAUUAAAAAUUAACCGAUUGAUCCGGACCAUAGGCUGGCAGUUUGUGGUCAAAAACGUCGAAAAAAGCAUCAAAAACUUCAAAGAAAACAAAAAAAAACA